This is a messenger RNA of Rosa chinensis, 6526 nucleotides long. Its product is annotated as TMV resistance protein N. The transcript is spliced from 7 exons. Gene Ontology annotation, molecular function: ADP binding; protein binding. NCBI's taxonomy places the organism in Eukaryota, Viridiplantae, Streptophyta, Magnoliopsida, Rosales, Rosaceae. Gene Ontology annotation, biological process: signal transduction; defense response. The record is from RefSeq and is a predicted model, not a curated record. Bases 2085 to 6410 code for a protein of 1441 amino acids.
GCUAACGAUUUGGACGUGAAAGUAACAAAGCUGCUUGUUAUCACUAAAUUGGAUAAUCCGAAGUCAUGCUGUAGGUAAACUACCUAAAAAGUGACCUUUUGAGUGUAAGAAGGAAUCAACAUUUCUUAUGAAGUGCAAUUUUUCUACCUUUGGUAUCAUUGUAUGAUGAGAUAUUUCAUUUUCAGUGUCCUAUUGUGGUACGCUGUAGCUGUAAUCACAUUGUGAGUCUGAACCAUUGAUAGGAUGGAAUUGACUCAGCUAGAUUGCAAUAAUGGUAUGCCAACAAGAGUCUCUCCCACCUAAUGUGUAAGAUCCUACCCCUACAAUUGUGAGUUACUGAAAAUGACCUGUACCCGACUAUGGAUUUUUAUGUAAAAUGCCUUGUCCACCCAAUACCCUCUUCAGCCGGCUCUAUGUCAUUUGGAUCAUUUAGUGAUAAUAUUCCUUAGGGUAUCAUUAGGCUGGUAUGAUAACGAUUGAUUGAGAUUUGAGAGCAACCACCAAAUUCUAGAACUCCAAAUGAACCAAACAUAAAUACUUGUGCGGUCUAGAUUAGACUUGGAUGUAGAAGUCUCUUUAUAUAUGUUGGUUUCAAGUUCUACCUAUUUUUCUUCUACCUAUUGAGAAAGAACGGUCGUUGAAUUUUGAUGGGUCAUCAUUGUUAUAGAACAGAAGCCCCUUCUUCAUACCCAGUUCUGGUCUUCUUGGCAGUGACUGUUGUACUUCUUCUCUUGUCAACUUUGAUCUCGUCUUUUGAGGUCGAAGCCCCCAAAUUUGAGAUCAAUUUUGGUCUCAUAGCCGCACCAUUGCUGUUGCUUGCCGUCGUUCAUUCGUUGUCAUCAAUGUAAACGAAGAAGCCCUAUAUGACGCCACAAUGUUGGAAGUGCAGGCAUGCUUGUAAAUGUGGCUACUUCUGAAACGAUCAUGUGAUGCUGUAUUUAUCAAAAUUCAUAAGAGCUGGUUUGUCUAGUACUCGGUUAAGAUAAUAAAGAUGGUUUAUGUGUUUAUCGUUUUGUUUAUGCUAUAUGUACUGGGUUGAAUUGGUGUUCGUACAAGCACACCAAAUUUGGGUACUCUGAUUGUAAAUGUUGUGUUCUUCAUUUUGUUAUCCUUAUUCCUUUUCUACUCUUCCUCACUACAAGGGUUCCAUAGCAGAAGCCAAAGAAAUACCUGGUCUGUGUAUCCCGCAGUGUUCAUAAAGAAAGCAACAGAGUUGCAUCUCCAAUCUGCAGUUCGAGCUAUCGAAAGAGCCCUAGUUGGUGUGCGGGAAGGGUGCCCCAAGACAAGUGAUGUAAAAUCUUACACAAUAAAUUUUUCAUUCCCGCAUUCUGAGUUCUUGAGAAAAAGAAAAAAAGGGUAUUGGAAUGGAUUCCUAAGCAAUAAAUGGACCAGAUGAGAAGCAGCCCGAAUUACUCAAGAAAUUCUCUCGUGGAUGAAUCCACUCGAAGUCAAUCUUAGUAAGAAAGAACCAAAAUCCGUAACAAGUGGGAGGAUUUGCCCCAUGUCAUUUUAAGAGUGGCGUUAUGAGCCCACUAACAGGUGACUUGCAAAAAUUGUAUAUCAGUACCCAAAAUAAACAAGAUAUCCGCUUAGGCUUACCAUUAAAUAGUUGGUAUGGUGAACAAUUAAGAGAAGCGAUUUCUACUUCACUCGUUACAACUUAAAACACUCAAUGACCUAUACAUUAGAAACCUAAUGUGAGCGGUUGACAUGUGUUCGAGCCUCCUUGCAACAACAAAACAGAUGCGUCGGCGCCGUCUGACUUGGAUCGCAUUGACUGACUGGUAGAGUCUGAAGACCGGAGUCUCCUCCUACUAAAGUCCUCACGAUCUAGACCUGUUUCUCUCUCAAGAGUCAAGUCUCUCACCACUUUGCUCCUACUCAUUCUUAAUCUUUUAUUUUGAAGUCGAUCUGAUCCCAGUAAACCCAGCCAGUAGGGAAGAGAAACCUGAAAACCGACUGCUUGUUUUCCAUGAUAGUUACUUCCGAGCCUUGAAAUUGUGUUAAAAGCUUAUCGGGUUAUUCAUAUACAUAGUCCUUGGACACGUACUCUUCGACAAGUAGGAAAGUAGGUUUCAUCGGAAAUGAGCACACAAAGUACCUCUGCAUCUUCCCCCCCUUCAACUCCUCAGUGGAAAUAUGAUGUCUUUCUGAGCUUUAGAGGUGAUGACACUCGCAAGGCUUUUACAGACCACUUAUACACUGCAUUGGAACAUCAAGGAAUCAUAACUUUCAGGGAUGACCCUGAACUUCAAAAAGGGGAAGCUAUUUCUCCAGCACUUUUUGCUGCAAUUGAAGACUCGAGAUUUGCUCUCAUUGUUCUCUCUCAAAAUUAUGCAUCGUCGACAUGGUGCUUGAAUGAACUUGUGAGAAUUCUUGAAUGUAUGAAAGCAAGAGAAGCUGUGCUGCCAAUUUUCUAUGAUGUUGAUCCCUCUGAUGUACGAAAGCAAACAGGGAGUUUUAGACAAGCCUUCGCUAAUCAUGAAGAAAGAUUUAGGGGUGAAGAAGAGAAAGUGCAAAAUUGGAGAGAUGCUUUAAUUGAAGUGGCAAGUUUCUCUGGGUGGAAUUCAAAGGAUUGGUAUGAAUCAAAGCUCAUUACAGAUAUUGUUGAAGUUAUAUGUAAAAGAUUGCAACCUACAUCAUACGGUUAUGCAGAAAAUCUAGUUGGAAUUUACUCAAGAUUGCAUCCAGUUAAUUUGCUUUUAAGUGUAGGGGUGGAUGACGUCCGCUUCAUUGGUAUAUGGGGAAUGGGCGGGAUUGGUAAGACUACUAUGGUAAGAGCGGUGUAUGAGAGAAUCUCUUGUGAAUUUCAAUUCAGUUUCCUUAUUACUGAUGUCAGAAACUCCGUUGAAAAAAGUGGUUUACUUAAUCUGCAAAAGCAACUUCUCUCUGGGAUUGGGGCAAAAGUGGCUGACAUAUCAGACCUUCAUGUAGGAGCCACCAUAUUAAAGAGGUUAUUACGUCACAAAAAAGUUCUUCUCAUUCUUGAUGAUGUGAGCCAUUCAAGUCAUUUGGAAUUUUUGGCAGGAAACCCAGAGUGGUUUGGUUCAGGGAGUAGAGUUCUUAUCACAACUAGAGAUGAGCAUUUGUUGAUUGAACGUGAAGUAGAGAGUAGAUUGAAGGUCGAAGAAUUAAAUGAUCAUGAUUCUCUUCAGCUUUUUAGCUGGAAAGCAUUCAAAAGAGGUUAUCCUGAAGAAGAUUUUCUUGAUUUGUCUAAAUCUGUUAUAAAUUAUGCCAAAGGUCUUCCUUUAGCUCUUAAAGUACUUGGUUCUCUUUUGUGUGGAAGAGAUCCAAGUGAAUGGAACAGUGCAUUGAGAAAACUGGGAAGAGUUUGUAACUUGGAAAUCUUUGACAUACUUAAAAUAAGUUACGACGGUCUAGAUUCUGAAGAGAAGAAAAUAUUCCUAGACAUUGCAUGUUUCUUUAAUUGGCAGGACAAAGUUCGAGUAACUGAAGUACUAACCAGUUGCUAUUUUUCUGCACCUUUUGGAAUAAAAGUUCUUACCGAAAGAUCUCUCUUGACUGUUUCGCAUGGAAGACUAAUAAUGCACGAUUUGCUCCAAGAAAUGGGAUGGGAAAUUGUCCGCCAAGAGUCUCAUAACGAGCUGGGGAGGUGCAGCAGGUUGUGGCUUUUUGAAGACGUCAAACAUGUCUUGACCAAAAAUACUGGAACUGAAGCAGUAGAAGGCAUAUUUGUGGAUUCAACAGAGUCAGGAGUAGACAUGGACGUGACUCCGAAAUCAUUUUCAAUGAUGAGCAAAUUGAGAUACCUGAAGAUUGAGAAUGGGAACCUGCCCAGGGGACUUGAAUAUCUUCCCAAUAGUUUACGGAUUCUUGAUUGGACGAGGUAUCCGUCAAAUUCUUUGCCAUCACAUUUCAACCCUCAGGAGCUGCUCGAACUUAGCUUGUGUCAUAGUUGUAUUAAACAUGUUCGGAUAGGAACGGAGCCUUUAUGCAAUUUGAAAACCAUCAAUCUGAGUUACUCUCUGAAUCUUGUCAGCACCCCAAACUUUAAAGGUAUACCAUAUCUCAAGUUUCUGUAUCUUGAAGGUUGUAUAAAAUUGUAUGAGGUUGACCCGACAAUCGAAGUGCUUGAAAGACUUACUGUGCUGAACUUGAAAGAUUGCAAGAGUCUCAUGCAUUUUGCAAGCAGUGUACGUGGCUUAAAAAAUCUCAAAGUUCUGAAUCUUUCUGGUUGCUCAAAGCUUAAAAAACUACCGAAUGACAUGGGUCAUUUAGAGAGUCUGGAGAAGCUUCACGUGAAUGGCACCGGCAUAAGAGAACUGCCUUCCUCAAUUGGAAUGCUUGAAAGACUUCCUCUGCUGAAAAUAGAAGAUUGCAAGGAUCUCGUGUGUCUUCCAAUUAGUCUUGGUGGCUUAAAAUCUCUCAAGGUCUUUAUUAUUUCUGGUUGCUCAAAGGUUGAAAAAUUGCCAGAGGAGUUGGGCGAUAGAAAGUGCUUGGUAGAGGUUGAUGUGAGUGGAACUUCUAUAAAAGAACUACCUUGCUCUAUUGGAUUGCUUGAGGGACUUGUUUCUAUGUCCUUGAGAGAUUGCAAACAUCUUGAGUGUCUUCCAAGCAGUGUAGGUGGCUUAAAAUCUCUCAAAUAUCUCAAGCUUUCUGGUUGCUCAAAGCUUGACAAAUUGCCGGAUGAGUUGAGUCAUGUUGCUUGUUUGGAGAAUCUUGAUGUGAGUAGUAGUGGCAUAAGAGAACUGCCCUCCUCUAUUGGCAUGCUUGAAGGACUUGUUUCUAUGUCGUUGACAGAUUGCAAGAAUCUUGUGCGACUUCCAAGCAGUGUAGGUGGCUUAAAAUCUCUCAAAGAUCUCAAUCUUUCUGGUUGCUCAAAGCUUGACAAAUUGCCGGAUGAGUUGGGUCAUGUUGCCUGUUUGGAGAAGCUUGAUGUGAGUGGAAGUGGCAUAGGAGAACUGCCCUCCUCUAUUGGCAUGCUAGAAGGACUUGUUUCUAUGUCGUUGAGAGAUUGCAAACAUCUUGAGUGUCUUCCAAGCAGUGUAGGUGGCUUAAAAUCUCUCAAAGAUCUCAAUCUUUCUGGUUGCUCAAAGCUUGACAAAUUGCCGGAUGAGUUGGGUUUUGUUGCCUGUUUGGAGAAGCUUGAUGUGAGUGGAAGUGGCAUAAGAGAACUGCCCUCCUCUAUUGGCAUGCUUGAAAGACUUACUGUGCUGAACUUGAAAGAUUGCAAGAAUCUUGUGCGACUUCCAAGCAGUGUAGGUGGCUUAAAAUCUCUCAAAGAUCUCAAUCUUUCUGGUUGCUCAAAGCUUGACAAAUUGCCGGAUGAGUUGGGUCAUGUUGCCUGUUUGGAGAAGCUUGAUGUGAGUGGAAGUAGCAUAAGAGAAUUGCCAUCCUCUAUUGGUCUUUUGAAAAACCUCAAAGAAUUCUGUCUUGCUGGAUGUAAAGCAGAGUCACCUAAAUCAUGGAAUAUGAUCCCCUUUCAGUUAUUGCGAAAAAGAAGUCACAUUCCGGCAGGAUUGUCGUUGCCUUGUCUGUCGGGUUUGCAUUCAUUAACUCAAUUGAAUCUAAGUGACUGCAAUCUUUCUGAAGAAGCAAUGCCCAGUGAUUUUGGAUGCUUGUCUUCAUUAAGAUCAUUAAAUCUCAGCAGAAAUCAAUUCAGUAGACUACCCGAGAGCAUCGGUCAACUCUCUAGACUUGACCGUCUUCGCUUGGAAUGGUGCCACAAGAUUCGGAGAUUACCAGAGCUUCCAUCUCAUGUGUGGGUAGACGCUGACAACUGCAUUUCAUUAGAUACGUUGGCCAAUCAAAUAGGACAAAGCAAUUCGUUGCUAGAAGGAUAUUUUGUUAACUGUUUCAAACUGGUGGAGAAUCAAAGCUGUGAGAGUAUAGCACUUUCAUUGCUAACACGCUACCUUAUGGGUCAAGCAUUGUCUGACCAUAAAAUAUUUGAGUUUGUUGUUCCUGGAAAUGAAAUUCCAGAGUGGUACAAUCACCGAACUGUGGGGUCUUCAAUAACCGUAGAGCUGCAUCCAGGUUGGUUUAGUAAAAAGUGGAUGGGAUUCGCUUGCUGUGUUGUUUUUAGACUCCUCAAACCGCUCCCGCCUUCUGUUCGGUGGUUAAUUAAAUGCGAACUGAGUGCCAAUGGAAAAUUCUUGCCUUCAUUAGAUCACAUUUGGUUUGGGGGAGAGUGGGGUCAACCUGUGUUGGAUCACAUUUGGUUCUUCUGUGGGGCGCGUGAUAUGUUCUCUCAAUAUGAGUGGCAGGAUAUCUACUAUCAGCUUGUAUUCUUAUUUCAACCUAAUUCCUGGGAUGAUGACCGAAUAAAGAAUGGGGAAAUAGUGCAAGUGAAGAAGUGUGGGGUCCGUAUGGUAUAUGAGGAAGAUGCAGAGGAGCUUUCGGAAACACUAGAUAGAAAGGCCCGCGCAAUGCUGCGGGUCUUUUUGUAGCAGUAAUAAUUGGUGUAAUGUUGCAAAAAAAAGGGAAUGAGAAAACACAGAAGAAUAGCCAAAAAGCUUGUAUGUACAUUGAUUGUUAGAUGUACAAAAUGUCUGCUAUUUUGGUU